Messenger RNA from Staurois parvus, 222 nucleotides. NCBI's taxonomy places the organism in Eukaryota, Metazoa, Chordata, Amphibia, Anura, Ranidae. The record is from the annotation of a GenBank genome assembly.
UGUCCCAUCACUGGUGUCAGUUGGAGGAAUAGUGCCCCAUCAUUGGUGUCAGUGGGAGGAAUAGUGCCCCAUCAUUGGUGUCAGUGGGAAGAAUCGUGCCCCAUCAUUGGGUGUCAGUGGGAAGAAACGUGCCCCAUCAUUGGUGUCAGUGGGAGGAAUAGUACUCCAUCAUUGGUGUCAGUGGGAAGAAUAGUGCCCCUUCAUUGGUGUCAGUGGGAAGAA